Molecule: messenger RNA, 2425 nt
Organism: Siniperca chuatsi (mandarin fish)
Lineage: Eukaryota; Metazoa; Chordata; Actinopteri; Centrarchiformes; Sinipercidae
Gene: pcsk9
Product: proprotein convertase subtilisin/kexin type 9
Exons: 13
Coding region: 144-2129 (661 amino acids)
Biological process (GO): proteolysis
Molecular function (GO): serine-type endopeptidase activity
Source: RefSeq, a predicted model, not a curated record
UUAUAAGAAUCAAUUGUCCGAUUUUUUUUUUUGUUGCCAAAAUCAGAAAGGUGGUGAUGGUUGGAGACGUCAUCUGACUGUCAGACACACAGGACGCGCGGCUGUCGCGGACACCAAAACAUCUGGUCCCAGAGGUUUGAAGAAUGCGGCGCACCUCUGGCUGGAUUGGCUGGGCGCUGUGUUUGUGCGCAUCUUUGACCGUGAGCGCGCAGGACUACCCCGAGGACGACGAGAUGAUCCUCGAUCUGAUCCGCGAGGACGGGACUCAGCCUGAAACCGGAGCCGAGCCCGCAGCUGAGUUCCUCAGGUGCAACAAGGCAGCGUGGCGCAUGCCCGGUCAGUACCUGGUCAUACUGCGUCAGGGAACGCACGAGUCUCACGUGCAGAGGACCAUCAGGAGACUGAGAGCCAAAGCAGCCAGGAGAGGCUACCUGCUGGAGAUCCUGCAGACGUACUCUGGAGCUCUGCAAGGCUUCCUGGUCAAGAUGAACAGUGACGUCCUUCACUUGGUGGUGAAGCUCCCUCAUGUCCACUACAUAGAGGAGGACUCGUCCAUCUUUGCUCAGAGCGCCCCCUGGAACCUCCAGAGGUUACUGCAGCCUCAUGGUGGCACCUCGGAAAACGGAACAUACAGGCCACCCAAUGAUGGAGGGAAGGCGGAGGUGUAUUUGAUGGAUGGCAGCGUUCAGAGUUCUCACAGAGAGGUUGAAGGACGAGUGCUCAUCACAGACUUCAACAACGUCCCUGAGGAGGAUGGAGUCAGAGUUCACAGACAGGCCAGUCAGUGUGACAGUCACGGCACACACACGGCGGGGGUUGUGAGUGGGUUGGACUCUGGUGUUGCUCGAGGCGCUGGUGUUAACCUGGUCCGUGUGCUCAACUGUCAGGGGAAAGGGACCAUGUCUGGAGCUCUGGCGGGUAUGGAGUAUAUCCGAGCAACUUUACUGGCCCGUCCAGCGGACGCUGUGGUUGUACUGCUGCCUUUCGUUGGUGGUUUCAGCCGUUCAUUAAACACGGCCUGUCGGGACAUGGUGGCUAACGGAGCUGUGGUCAUCGCUGCUGCGGGGAACCACAGAGAUGACGCCUGCCUCUACUCGCCUGCUUCAGAGCCUGAGGUCAUCACGGUGGGGGCAGUUAAUUCAGCGGACCAGCUCAUGUCACAGGGAGCGGGUGGCACCAACUUUGGCCGCUGUAUUGAUCUGUUUGCACCCGGUGAUGACAUCGUUAGUGCCAGUAGCGACUGCAGCACCUGUUUUACUUCCCGUAGUGGAACCUCCCAGGCUGCUGCACAUGCUGCUGGUAUAGCAGCAGUGAUCCUGUCGUCCAAUCAGAACGUGUCACCGGUGCAGGUCCUGCAGAUGAUGCUGCAUUAUUCCAUCAGCAACACAAUCAACUUCCUCUCUCUGUCUGACACACAUCGUCUCAUUACUCCAAACCUGGUGGCAGCCAUGCCUCCUGCCAACAGCACAAAUGGGGAGCUUCUGUGUCGGUCAGUGUGGUCAGAGAAGUCAGGGGUCACGAAUACUGACAGAGCUAUCAGCCGCUGUCGUCUGGGGGAGGAGAUGAUGAGCUGCAGCAGCUACACCCCUGACGGUGUCCACGCUGGAGAAACCAUCACUGUGAACAGCAGGCAGAUGGAGUGUGCUGCCUAUAACGGUCCGGGGGGUGAAGGGGUGUAUGCUGUGGCGCGUUGCUGUGUGAUAGGUGGUCUGCAGUGCCAGGUCCAUGCUAGUCCCAAGCCCGGGCAAGAUGCUGAGUGUGUCAGCCCGCAGUACCACCUGACCGGCUGUACGUCUUGGCCCGGCUCCCGUCCACGUAACGGUGAUCGGAAGCGUUGUGUUGUGACAGACGGGGUGACAUCGCAUGCCGUGUGCUGCCAUGCUCCGUCUCUGGAGUGCCACCUGUUGGAAAACAUAUCAGCUGACAAAGAUCAGGUCGAGGUGUCCUGUCCCUCCGGCUGGACUCUGACAGACUGUAGCGCCAUCUCUCAGGGCUCAGCUAUCUUGGGGCCAGUUGCUAGGGGCAACAGUUGCCAAGUGCGCGUUGCCACGGGAGCUGAUGCGGCAGGAGGCAUCGCUGUCUGCUGCCGGGUCAGACCACCAGAGCAGCCCGCCACAACUCCUCGCUGAUCCGGUCUCUCACCCCUUUGAUGCCCGACACCUUGAAAACAGCGUUGAUAUUUCUCUAAUGUUUGUCAGUGACAGUAAGCACUUCUGUAAAGCUGUUUGUGAGUUUUUCAGAUUUUUUGAGAUUAGGUCAAAACAUGCUCCUGCACAUAUUGUAUUGAUGCCUCAGACUUACAUUAAUUGCCUCGUCUAGUACUGUCUUGUUAGCUGUUUUUAAAACAUAUAGGCUAGUUUGUAAAAUGUAACCAAAUAUUUUUGUAUCUUUUACAAAGCAAUUCUAAUAAAAAGAGCUUUCACGA